Chrysochloris asiatica (Cape golden mole) is the source of this 561-nucleotide messenger RNA. It is a transcript of the gene FAM89B, whose product is annotated as family with sequence similarity 89, member B. Gene Ontology annotation, cellular component: lamellipodium; cytoplasm. The record is from RefSeq and is a predicted model, not a curated record. The coding region runs from base 1 to 561 and encodes 186 amino acids. NCBI's taxonomy places the organism in Eukaryota, Metazoa, Chordata, Mammalia, Afrosoricida, Chrysochloridae. Gene Ontology annotation, molecular function: transcription corepressor binding. Gene Ontology annotation, biological process: establishment of cell polarity; negative regulation of transforming growth factor beta receptor signaling pathway; positive regulation of cell migration. The transcript has 2 exons.
AUGAACGGGCUGCCUUCGGCCGAGGCGCCGGGCGGCGCUGGCUGCUCCCUGGUCGGACUCCCGCCGCUACCGCGCGGCCUCAGCGGCCUCCUCAACGCAAGCGGGGGCUCAUGGCGGGAGCUGGAGCGUGUCUACAGUCAGCGCAGCCGCAUCCAUGAUGAGCUGAGCCGUGCCGCCCGUGCUCCGGAUGGCCCCCGCCACGCUGCCAAUGGUGCCAAUGCGGGACCUGCCGCCGGCCCUACCGGCCCGCGCCGCCGGGUCAACCUUGACUCUGCGUUAGCAGCGCUGCGCAAGGAGAUGGUGGGGUUGCGACAACUGGACAUGUCCCUACUGUGCCAGCUCUGGGGCCUGUAUGAAUCGAUCCAGGACUACAAGCAUCUAUGCCAGGAUCUGUCAUCCUCCCUGCACUCGGACAGCUCCUACCCACCCGAUGGCAGCCUCUCGGAUGACGAGGAACCCCCUGAUGCCAGCCUUCCCCCUGACCCGCCACCCCUUACAGUGCCCCAGACACACAAUGCCCGUGACCAGUGGCUUCAGGAUGCUUUCCACAUCAGCCUCUGA